AUGAAAUUCUUUGUAUCUGCUUUAUUAUUUGUUCUCGCUGCUUUGGCAGUUGUCCAUGCUGACGAUUAUAACUGUCAACAAAUGCAACAAUUGACCAGUCAAUAUUUCCCAUCUGGAACACAAACCAAUUUUAUCUGUAUUGCCUACUUUGAAUCUUCAUGGAAUACCGAUGCUCAAAAUCCAUCAGGUGCCUCUGGUCUCUGGCAAAUCUUACCAGAGCACUGUGGUGAAUUGUGUCCACAAUGUACUACUCCAUCCGAUCUUUUCAACCCAACUAUCAACGCUCAAUGUGCUGUAGCCGUUUACAACGCUCAAGGUUACAAUGCUUGGACCACCUGGUCAAACGGUGACUGCAGUGGUUGGAGCAAGUGCGGUAGCUCAUCGUCAUCCGGUGGUGCCUCAUCCGGUGGUUCCACAUCCUCUGGUCAAUCAUCCGGUGGUGCCUCAUCCGGUCAAUCAUCCGGUCAAUCAUCCGGUGGUUCAUCCUCUGGUCAAUCCUCUGGUCAAUCCUCUGGUGGUUCAGGUAGCAGUGGAUCAACAUCCUCUGGUUCAGGAAGCGGUGGUUCAUCAUCAUCAUCAUCUUCUGGUGGUUCAGGAUCAUCAGCAUCAUCUGGAAGUGGAUCAUCAUCCUCCUCUGGUAGCGGAUCAUCAGCAUCCUCUGGAUCAUCAUCAGGUAGCGGAUCAUCAGCAUCAUCUGGAUCAUCAUCAGGUAGUGGAUCAUCCUCUGGUUCUGCCUCCUCAGGAUCUGGUAGUGGAUCAGGAAGUGGUACCACCAACUAA
Messenger RNA from Heterostelium album PN500, 780 nucleotides. RefSeq lists its product as uncharacterized. The coding region runs from base 1 to 780 and encodes 259 amino acids. The record is from RefSeq and is a predicted model, not a curated record. The transcript has 2 exons. Lineage: Eukaryota; Evosea; Eumycetozoa; Acytosteliales; Acytosteliaceae.